CGUCAAAAGAAGAAAACAAACAUGGCGUCCCUCAGCAGCGACGAGUGGACAGCAAUCUGCGAUAAAUAUACCAUCGCCCAAAACCUCACUGAAGUCACAUCUCGAAACGACCCAGAAAAUGACCCUUUUCGUUCCAAGUACAAAGCCAGAGACCUCCUCCGAGAAAUACACUGCUCGCUGAAGAGUUUCGAAGCCGGUGACGGGGAGGAAGACGGCGAGGCGCAGGGCGGCGACCAGCGGCCGACCGAGGCUCCGGUGGACGGCCAGCUCGAGGAAAUGUUCGAGCGGGGCUUCGACGGUGACUCGCCCAGCGGACACAGGACCGCGAGGCUCGCGGCGGUGGAAUAUUACCUGGGCGUGAACCAUGUGGACACGGAGGAGCUGUCGGCCGGCCAGGAGCACCUCAUGAACUGCAUGAAAUUGCUGGAGAAAUGCAGAGUGUCUACCGAGAAUGUGUCGUUAUUCAUUCAUGUCCGGAACCAGCUGGGCAUCCUCUGGGCAGGUCGGGAGGAGACUGAGAUGGCACAGGGAUUCCUGGAAACUGCUGAGGCCAUUUACCUGCGCUACAUGAAGGAGGAUGGAAGUCCUCCCACUGAUUUGGUGGAGUAUUUUGCUACCAAUGAGAAGCUGCUGACACAUCAGGAAAAGAACAAAAAGUUUGAGCUGGCCUACACACACACUAUGUAUUACCUUGCUCAGGUCUAUCAAAACCUUGGUCAGACAGAGCGAGCUGCUGCAUAUUGCCACAGCACCCUGCAGAGACAGCUGCAGUUAGGUCAGUUCAGUCCAAUGGAGUGGGCUCUGAACGCCGCUACACUGUCACAGUAUUACAUCACAAAGGGGCGAUACAUGGAGGGCAGACACUGCCUCUCAGCAGCCACCGUCAUAUCUGGUUUAGCAGGAGAAGUUCCAUCUGAGGCUGCUGCGCAAGAAAGUGACACAGAGCGUGAGCGUCGGGAUCAGCUCAGGCAGAAGAGAGCUGAGAUAGCAAGAUGCUGGAUCAAAUACUGUCUCAUCAUCCUUGAUGAUGCCAAGAAAGCGCUUGAGGACAACAUCGGUGAGCUUGAUACUGAUCUUCAGGAGGAGUUGAAGAGGAAGAGGAGGCUUGAGGUGGAGGAAGAAGAAAAGGGCAGGAAGAGUGCUCUGCUCUUUGGCUCUGAGGACACUUUUGACUCAAUCGCUAGCCUGGAGGAGAAGGUGAGCUGCUUGCUCCCGCUGGACUUUACCGAGGCCAGGAAUGUAUUUUUGGUGGGACAAAACUCUGUCACGCAGGCUAAGGAGUACUUUCAGAUGGAUGGCUAUGUGACGGACCACAUUGAGAUCCUGCAGGAUCAUAGCGCUCUCUUCAGAGCUCUAGCCUUCUUUGAAGAGGAUGUUGAACGACGCUGCAAGAUGCACAAACGACGGGUUGACAUGCUGGAGACCAUCUGCAUUGAACUGAACGCCCAGUACUACCUCAUGAUCCGCAGACAGCUGAUGUUUGAGCUUGCCGAGACCUACAACGAAAUGAUGGACCUGAAACUGACUCUAGCCAACAGACAAGCUGACACACAGUCUCUUGAUAACCACACCAUAAAGAAAUUCAACAGCCUCUGCUCUGCCUCCACCAAGUACUUCCAGAUGUUCCUAGAUUCCCUGCGUUCUCCGGAGGGGAAGUUUCCCGAGCACCUGGAGGAGGAGGUGCUCAGACCGGCCCUGGUGGCCCGCUUCAGAGUAGCCCGACUGCACAGCCGCCUGAUUUGCUCUCUCCCGCUUAUGCAGCUGGACAACCUCAACAACUCACUGGAAAACUACAAAUACAUCGUUCAGUACUGCGAAGCUCACCCUGAGGCCGCCGGCGCCGCGGAGUCUGAGCUGGAGUUGAGCAAGGAGAUGGUGGGCCUGCUUCCUCUCAAAAUCAACCGCCUCAAAGCGAGGAUGGCUGCUAACAACUGAAUUUUGGGCGUACAGUAUUUGAAUUUAUCAUUCCUCGUUCGUGCCGUGUGUGCAUGCUGUGUGAAAUCAAGUGUGUGGCCACAUACAGAGAAUACAUAUUCCCUUCAGUACAGCUUAAAGGGGACAUAUUAUGGAAGACUGACUUUAUAACAUCUUGUUUGCAAAUUGUUGUGGCUUGUCAUUGGCUCAGCACUAUUCGAGGUGGUGUGAGGCCUGGUGCACUGCACGAAACAGAUCUGCUCUUAAAAUUAACAAAUUCCACCAUUGAAAGUCUAAAAACUGUUAAAAUAUGAAAAACAUUUUCCUUUUAACAUAAACUAUAACCUAACCUUUACUAGGGAUGGAAAGUUUUUUGAAAACUGUCAAAACUGUAUGGUUCGACUGUUUUGGCUCUGUCCGCAUGUGUUCCCAUUCGGUUCAUAACGUGCGACUCACCUUUUUCCAAUGAGGCGACGGUGUUACGCCAAAGCACAGUAGCAAGUUAGCCAAGAUGGCGGUGCGGAUCGUCAUGUGGGUAAUGCGAUGCAGCUGCCAACAAUAUUGAACGGGGCGCAUCACCAGAGAUGUUGCUUUGGAGAGAACAGAUUCAGACCCGGGAGAAGCAGUAAGUUCACGGUGGUACUAUCGUGUCUUUUCUUUCCAACGCAAUAUCUCCGGUUCCUCGGCUUGGCUACUCGGUAGCGCGACAAGUUUCUCCAAGAAACCACGGUCAUGAUAUCGCUAUAAUGACUCACUGAGGUGUUUUGAUUAACACGGAAAGUUUGCUUCACCCGAGGAUACGCGAUGCUAGCAUGUAGCGAGCUAGCCUUUAAAAAGAGGGAGGCAUAAACACAAACUGUUGCAAUUCCCACACCAUUUUACCUGAUUUGGAUGUAAAUCCACUCAAAGCUGAAUUCUGCAGCAAACAUGUAUUGUUCAUUUCGUUUCAAAUCCAUUGUGGUGGUGUUUAGAACCAAAAGGAUGACAAUUGUGUUCAUUUCCUAAGUGUUUAUGGUCGUGACUGGAACCAUAUCAAUGCUGCUCGUGACAUAAAGAUGAAGUUGAGUAAACUUUAUGCAUAAGCUGAGCUCAUUCACGUAUCAUCAGUAGACCUUUGUUGAGCGAAGGCACCUAUUUUACAUUUGAAAAAUGAAAUGUCACGGUUACCAACCAAACAAAAAUAUAAAAUGUCUGAAUACUGAAAGCUCGUCGAGUUUAGUCACAAAUGUACUUAGUGUGAAAUCUAGGCUUGUUGAUGACAAAGCUGAUAUAUUUGCAGGAAGCCAACUUAUUGUGUUGCAUGAAUAGCAACAGGUGGGUACACAGCUUUAUUGUACCUUUUGCCAUCCAAUGGAAGAGCGUUUAAUUGUUAUGCCUGUCACUAAAUCCCACUGGCAUGAGUAGACGAACUAAGAUGUAUUUCUGAUUAAUUAAAAAAUGUAAUGAUCAUCCAAAAUGACACACAACAUAAUUUUCUUAAGAGUCAACGUGUACCGAACCGAAAACCGUCACCACAAAACCGAGGUACGAACGAUGUGUUUUGUAAACCUUUCUACCCCUAACCUUCACAAAUCACAGUGGUGGAAAGACACAACUGAAUAGCUAGAUUUAAUGUAUACAACACUAUUUAAGUCCUUUUGUCAUGUUUUUUUUUUUGUUAGUCAUGAUGAAGGAAUUCAUGUGCCCUUCUCUUACUCUUUCUCUGCUGAUUGAUGAACAACUUUGAGGGUCAAACACUUCACCAGUGGAUUGUAUUUAUGUGAUGCCUGGAUCGAUGUAAAAUACUUAAAAGCCUUCCUAUGUUUUGCCUUUUCAAACGUCAUGAUAUAGAUCCCCCCCAUCUUAAUAGCAUCAUGUCAAUGUAGAUAAUGUAUGCAAUGGUAAUAAAUCAUGCAGUUAUCACCUACAGUAGAAUGACUAUUUUCUGACGUUGCUUUUAUUAACCUAUCCAUUUUCAAAACCACUUCAGCGCUGCACGGAGCUGGAACCUAUCCCAGUUGACUUCAGGUGAUCACAAUCUGGAUUCGUCAACAGUCAAUCACAUUGCACAUAUAGAGACGGACACGUCCUUUCACACUGUUACUGAGUGGAAAAUGAACUCAUGGUGACUGCACUGAAGUUAGGCGAGUGAACUAUUACAUCAUCAGUGGCUGCUUAACUCAGAAUUUCCAAUUUCAUUUUAUAAUGACCCCGAGUGUGGGAGGUGACCAAAAACCAGGCGGGGACAUAAACUCCACAGCAGGCCCCACAUUCCCACAGGGGACCACCUGGCUCCCCCACGGGAAGAGGAAGAGGAAGAGAGGUGGCCGCGGCAGGACGCAAGGAACGGAGAGAAGAGGGAGGAAGCAGGCCCGAGGAAUGACGGGGGCCCCACCAGUAGCCAGAGCGGGGGACUCAGGCGGGCACCAGCUGGCACCGCCCUAGCACCCGCGGAACAUGGGCGAGUCACCAUCAAUGCUCCCCGGACGGUCAUCCCAGUGGUUUCCGCCAACCGAGAUUGGGAAGGAGUGAAGAAAGUCCCACCCACACACACGCCGGAACUGCAAACACAGGGACAAGAGAAGAAGAUUCUCUACACCAUGCAAAUUGAUCUAAACUGCGAGAAAGGAAAACAAAAUAAUUAUAAAACAACAAGCUCGACAACAAAGAAUACAGAAGUCAAAAGUUUACUUGUACACGUACAAAAUAAUCUUAUUGUCAUUGUGAGUGGAAUUGAUUGCAAAAGAGUCAGACGCAUGAA
This is a messenger RNA of Phycodurus eques (leafy seadragon), 4654 nucleotides long. It is a transcript of the gene kifbp, whose product is annotated as kinesin family binding protein. The transcript has 13 exons. The record is from RefSeq and is a predicted model, not a curated record. Gene Ontology annotation, molecular function: protein binding. NCBI's taxonomy places the organism in Eukaryota, Metazoa, Chordata, Actinopteri, Syngnathiformes, Syngnathidae. The coding region runs from base 22 to 1935 and encodes 637 amino acids.